UAUGCUAACACUUUCAGAAUGGGUACCCAAGUGAAAGAUGUCAUCAUUAAGCCUGACGCUCCCAGCACACUGCAGCUGGACAAACAUGCAGAUUACAUCGCUGCCUAUGGCUCCAAAAAGGAUGACUAUGAGUACACGCUGUCAGAGUACUUGAGGAUGAGCGGCAUCUACUGGGGGCUGACUGUGAUGGACCUGAUGGGGCAGCUGCCCCGGAUGAACCGCCAGGAGAUCAUAGACUUUAUCAAAGCCUGUCAGCAUGAGUGUGGAGGCCUCAGCGCCAGCAUUGGACACGACCCCCACCUGCUCUACACCCUCAGCGCCGUCCAGAUCCUUUGUUUGUAUGACAAUGUCGAUGCGGUUGAUGUGGACAAAGUAGUGGAGUACAUUAAAGGACUGCAGCAGGAAGAUGGCUCAUUUGCGGGGGACAAAUGGGGAGAAAUAGACACGCGGUUUUCUUUCUGUGCGGUUGCUACACUUGCAUUACUGGGCAAGAUGGACUCAAUCAAUGUUGACAAAGCUGUAGAGUUUAUCUUGUCCUGUAUGAACUUUGACGGAGGUUUUGGCUGCAGACCUGGGUCAGAGUCUCAUGCUGGUCAGAUAUACUGCUGCUCUGGCUUCCUGUCGCUCACAGGGCAGCUUCACCAGGUGAACGCUGACCUGCUGGGCUGGUGGCUCUGCGAGAGGCAGCUGCCGUCCGGAGGCCUCAAUGGACGACCGGAGAAGCUUCCAGAUGUCUGCUACUCGUGGUGGGUUUUGGCAUCGCUGAAAAUCAUUGGUCGGAUCCACUGGAUCGACAAGACCAAGCUGCGGUCGUUUAUUCUAGCGUGUCAAGAUGAGGAGACCGGAGGCUUUGCCGACAGACCAGGAGACAUGGUGGAUCCUUUCCACACUCUGUUUGGCAUCGCAGGGCUCUCCCUCCUCGGGGACGAACGGAUCAAGCCGGUUAAUCCGGUCCUCUGCAUGCCGGAGGAUGUCCUUCGGAGGCGUGACCUGCAGCCUGACCUCCUCAGCUAGCCCUCUGUCAUCAUCCCCCACACACACACUCAUUCAUACACAGCUGCCCUGCUGAACAACCCCACUCCCACGGCUGGAUGUCUGGAGCAGAGAGGAGCACCACUCAUCUUGGUGUAGCAACAGACACAUUUAAGAUGCAGGAUUCGGUCUCUGCUCACAAAGGACAAAGAGUUGUGCGCAGUUCUGACUCUUCUCUGAGUCCGUCUUCACACCCUCAACCACUCAUUGUGUUAUCAAGUCACCUUUGUCGUUUUUAUUGCGAGAGGAUGGUUUGGAAAAGAGAUGUUAUGAAGUGUGACCGUCUUUGCAGAACCCUGAAAUCACGAGGCAACGUUUCUUAGCUUUUUGACUUGCACAUGUGUUUCGUGUGCGUGAAUGAUAAAGGAAUAUUCAACCCGAUUGUGGAUUGAAACGGAAAAGCACGAGCACGUUUGCUCUGAUUUCAAUGUGUUGGGGCUUAAGACACUCGGCUGGUUUGAAGACGCCACAUGUUGUUUUGGUUUUGUUGACAGGUUUUGCCUUCUUCACGCAUCCGCUUCCCGAUAUGAAACAUGAGCAUGUGAAGGGGAAACUUCCCCCAUCCGGUUUAAACCAGAGCAGUCGUCCUACCACAGGGCUAAUAGGUUAGAACUGGAGAUGCAACACAUGACUUGUUGCAGACAACAACAAAUGUUUUUUGGCAGCAGUUGGUUUAAUGGGCGGUGUUUUUGUUUGAGACCCAGAGGUAAAACACAUUGCACCGUCGUCAUCGCUCGCCAAGUAUAUUCUAUCUUAUCCAGUCUCAGCUACACUAUUUAUUUAAAUCCAUGUUACUCUGCUGUUGUCAUGCAGCUGUGGGCAAAGGGUUUAGAUUUCCCCCCAAACUAAGAGUAAAAAGUCCUAAAAUAUUUCCAGUCUGAUGUUUUGAUUAUCAAGCUUUAUUUUAGCCAUACUAAUUCAGUAAAAAAGAAAAUAUUUCAGGAAUAACUGAUAGUUUAAUGUUAUAAUGGUGCACGCUUGUCUUACUAAAUGCAAAUGAUAUCUGUCGUUGGAUAACAGAAGGUAAAUCAAUCACAUGUUGAAUCUAUUAGUUCUCAAGUUGUCCUCAAUUUAAAUGACGGAUACCUGAAAACAUUUUUAAUUGUAAUUUAAACAAAAGCCUAUAAUACGGAAUAUAGCACAGCUCUAAAGGAACUGUCCUGCUUAUUAAUGUUUAACAUCUUAAACAACUCUUAUGUUCGAAACAACUUGUUGAACUAUUAGAUCUCUUUCUGUUGGGAGGCAGUUAUCCCAAAAGCUGCUUGCUGUUGGCAACUUUCUGUGUAUAUUAAUGUAACUUAUUUUUUAAAAUCUUGACUGGCAAUAAAUGUUUGUUUCCCCCUCAACAGGGAUACGGGGGUGUUUUGUUUUUCAAUAAAUAAGAUGGGAGAAUUUGUAAGUAGCA
Molecule: messenger RNA, 2437 nt
Organism: Pseudoliparis swirei
Lineage: Eukaryota; Metazoa; Chordata; Actinopteri; Perciformes; Liparidae
Gene: rabggtb
Product: Rab geranylgeranyltransferase subunit beta
Exons: 9
Coding region: 19-1014 (331 amino acids)
Biological process (GO): protein geranylgeranylation
Cellular component (GO): Rab-protein geranylgeranyltransferase complex
Molecular function (GO): Rab geranylgeranyltransferase activity
Source: RefSeq, a predicted model, not a curated record